AUGAGUGAAGGUCCUCCUGUACCACCAGCAACUAAUCUCCCCCUGAAAGGGGGCUGUAUGACAUCUAACUGCCUGCAAUUUCAGACCAAUAAUCAAGCCUUGAUCAUCAAUGUGCAUAGCAUUUGUGUGUGUGGUAAAGGGUGGCUUGCACAUGCCAACUUAUGUUGUGCAGUCAAUACCACUCCUUACCCUGUUGGGAGCUCUGCAGAUCAAAUUCCUGCCAAAGCUUGGGCUCCACCACCUGCUCCUAUAGCGGGAUCAGCAAAUGACCGCCGAGUGGCAUCAUACCAUGGUUGUAUUGAUACCAUACCCAACUCUCACCAUCUUGUCAUUGAGAUGACAGUGACAGUUGGCGACUCUGUGAUUCUCGAUCAACUUGACUCACAGAUCAACACCCACUUCUCAUGUCACAACAUCUGCUUUCCUUCAUCACUUUAUGGGGACCACCAGCCCACUAGUGGAUCUCUUGAAUAUGAGAAACUCAAUUGGGUCAUACUCAAGCUUGGGAAGCUUAGUGCCAACCAAAAUACCCAGCUCUUGAAGAUGGCCUUGUUCACCUCCAGGGAUAUCACGGGCAGUGCACUCUCAGUGUUGCUGUGCAAAAUUGCCAUGACCAUGAAAAACCCAAUCGAUGAUAUACCACUCCUUUUCAUUGCACUGAGGUUUGGGAUGCUGAGAGGGAACAUUGUGUCAGAACCACAGGCAGCUGGUACUGCUGUCCACCCCUGUUUUGCUGCGCAUUUUAAUGAUCUCUUGGACUCUGAUGAUGAUAGUCUAUCUAUGAAUAUUUUGGAGCUGAUUGUGCAUCAAAACUCUAAUAAUCACAAGCAGAGUGCUCCAUCGCCCUCUUCAGCUCAGUCAGCUGUCCCAACUCAGACCCCCAUUGUGACCCAUACUUUUCAUUCCAGACCUACAUCAGUUUGCCAUGAAGCACCAUCUCAUGCUCCAUUAUCUACUAUUCUGCCAAAUUGUGCACCACUUCCCAGCACUCAUGCUUCAGCUGUGAUCAUUGAUCUCACCAAUAACAAUACUCCUGUAUUCAGCUCUAUUGUAGAUUGGGCAAACUACGUACAAGUGCAUGGACCCAGAGAGACUUCCACCAUAAUUCCAUGGAGAGUCAGGGCACUGAACGUUGAGCUGGGUGCCCUGGCACUGAUUGCAUUCAUUGAAGCCAAGCACAGCCACACCAUUGUUGACCUAUCUGGAGAGAUGUUCAAAGGUGCACAGAUAGGAUUUACACCUGGGAAUGAUGGUUUGGAUAUGAACCUGUCCAGCCUCUUCAUGGCCAACUGCAUAUUCAAAGUUGCUCCCAGCGGGGAAGGAAUUGGUCUAGGUGUGGAAUGUGCAGUGAUUUCUAGGGUAAUCAAAAUUGUUCUCAAUGAACAUUACAUGUGGCAGAAACUUGCUCCCAAUACUGCAGCAUCCCUUGCUGCCCUCCCUCUCAAUCCAGCACAGCCACUGGACUACUCUCUUACUGGCCCUCUUUCUCUACUGCUUGUGACUUACUCUAAUAUUCAACUGACAGCACUACAGCCAACACAGCUGCCUGCCAACAUGUCAGUUGAGCAGUGCAUGGAACUUAUUGGACAAGUCUACGCCAACAUGCUCCUUGGCUGCCCUCCCAGAGCUGCACUGGACAUGUUGAAGGAGGUGUACUACUUUUGUCAAGGAUUUGACAUUGCCUUCAGCAAUGAUGCAGUAUCAUUUUGUGAUUGCAUCACCUCACCUAGCCAGGUCAUAGAGUGGCUGGAAUUUGAGGUUGCCCUUGUCAGGUGGCCUGAUGGUACUGAGGUUGAUGUUGUUGACUCGGCCACUGAGAAUGCCUUCAUCCUGUGUCUUACUCAUUACCUGCAAGGCAAAGGACAUCCUAAUCAUCCUUUGAUUUCAGACUGUGUCCCUGAGUCUGAGAGGAACAGCCAGGAAGGUAGCCCGACCUUCAGGGCUGUGCAAUUGUUACUCUCUGUAUCUGGAAAUUGCUGCCUUCCCACUGACCCCAUGCAGAAAAUUAUUGUACAUCCCAACUCCCUUUUGACCCAUUUCUGUUUUGUGAAGAACCUGCCUGUGCGACAUACAUAUGUCAAGCCUGCCAGAGCUGAUGACAGCUGGGAGAUGGUGCCUUCUGUAGGCACAUUGCCAGGGAGGGUUUUGCUUGCAAAGAACCUUGUGGAGAUGCUUCCACAUGAACUCGCCUCCAUUAACCAGCUUGAGGAACAAGCCACAGAAUACCUUCACUACAGGCAGUUCUUCAUGAUCUGGGACAAUCUUGACCAUGUCAUUGAGUGCUGGAGUAUAGUAGUGUUGAUAAUGAACUGGGACACCAGGGCCGCUUGGUUAAGCAACUACAAGGGACUUAUCGACCAGGCUUAUGAUGCAGUCAUGAAACUGCUUACUUCAGAUUGGAUGAUGUCCAGGAGACUGUGGUUCCCACAAGCUAAUUUGCAUUCAACAGAUAUACUACACCCCCAGGCUUAUACUUUGGCUGCAUGUUAUGCUUACCAGCUUUACAGCACUCAUGGGCCUGCAAUGCCUUCCCUCCCAGGAGGAACUUGA
Messenger RNA from Suillus subaureus, 2550 nucleotides. RefSeq lists its product as uncharacterized. The record is from RefSeq and is a predicted model, not a curated record. The coding region runs from base 1 to 2550 and encodes 849 amino acids. The transcript is spliced from 16 exons. Gene Ontology annotation, molecular function: structural constituent of nuclear pore. Lineage: Eukaryota; Fungi; Basidiomycota; Agaricomycetes; Boletales; Suillaceae. Gene Ontology annotation, cellular component: nuclear pore.